AUGGCCAGAGCCAGCCAGGAGGCCGUUCAGGCUUCUCCUGAGAUCAUCCGCACCUCGGACGAAAAGCACACCGGUCAAGAUGCCACCCAGAUCGAGCGCACGCUGUCCGGCGCCGACGCCAAGGUCGACCACAUCAACUACGACCGUGUUGACGACGAAAUUGCAAAGUACGCCAAUGCUACUGGUGCGAUCGUCAUCACCGAGGAAGAGAACAAGCGUUUGAAGAAGCUCAUCGACAGACGCGUGCUUCCCAUCAUGAUCGUCACCUACUUCCUCCAGGCACUGGAUAAGGGUACCAUGUCCUUCAGUUCCAUCAUGGGAAUCCGCAAUGAUAUCCCGAUCCUGCAAAACAACUACUACUGGGGUUGGCUCACCACCUGUAUCUACAUCGCCAUCCUCUUCGUCGAAUUCCCCAUCAACUGGCUCAUCCAGCGCGUUCCCGUCGCCAAGUUCCUCAGCUUGAAUAUCUUGGCCUGGAGUGUCAUCCUCUGCUGCCACGCUGCCUGCUUCACCUUCCCUGCCCUUAUCGCUUGCCGAACCCUGCUUGGUAUCUUCGAGGCGGUCUGCCAACCCGCCUUCUUGGUCAUGAGUUCGAUUUGGUACAAGCGUGAGGAACAGGCCCAGGUUGUCACCUACUGGUACAUGAUGAACGGCAUGCAGCAGAUCUGCGGUGGUCUUUUGGCCUACGCCUUUUCCCACAUUGAGCACCCCAGCUUCAAGCCCGGCGGUACCGCUGCGAUCCGUUCGUGGCAGGCCAUUUUCAUCACCUACGGCAGUGCCUCGUUCAUAUGGGGACUGUACGUCCUUUGGAGAUUGCCUGACAGCCCCAUGCGUGCCAAGUGCUUCUCCGAGACGGACAAGAAGCUCAUGGUCGAGCGUGUCCGCUCCAACCAGACCGGUCUUCAGAACAAGAAGUUCCGUGCCUACCAGGUCAAGGAGGCCCUGCUGGACCCCCAGACCUACUGCUACAUGCUCAUCCAGAUCUGCACGACUCUUCCCACCUCGGGUCUCGGUGCCUUUUACAACAUUAUCAUUAAGGACUUGAAGUUCUCCCUCCUUGAGACUCAGCUUCUGGCCAUGGUUCUCGGUGCCGUCAUCAUCUUUACACUGAUGACCUCGGCGUGGAUGACCAAGAAGUGGAACCAAAACUUGAUCACCAUGGCGAUCUUCCUGAUCCCAUCUUUCAUCGGCACGAUCGUCAUCAUGACCGUUCCCAACACGAACAACGCGACCAAGGCCGGUCUCCUGAUCAGCUACUGGAUUGUCUUCACCUUCUGGGCUGCUCAGGGUCUCGGUAUGUCCAUGCUGACGCGAAACGUCGGUGGCCAGACCAAGAAGGCGGUCUGCAUCACCAUGAACUUCUUGGCGUGGUGUGGCGGUAACGCUGCGGGCCCUCAAGUGUUCUUCAGCUGGGACGGGCCUCGUUACCUCAAGGCCUUCACCAUCCACCUUGUCUGCUACUCUGUUCUCGUUGGUGUCAUUGUUUUCCUCCGCUGGAACUUGACGUGGCGCAACAAGAGAAAGGACAGGCAGCACGGAGCCGAGAUUGACACGACUCACGGAUUUGAUGACUUGACGGACAAGGAGAACCCGAACUUCCGCUACGUCUACUAA
Molecule: messenger RNA, 1614 nt
Organism: Colletotrichum karsti
Lineage: Eukaryota; Fungi; Ascomycota; Sordariomycetes; Glomerellales; Glomerellaceae
Product: allantoate permease
Exons: 4
Coding region: 1-1614 (537 amino acids)
Biological process (GO): transmembrane transport
Cellular component (GO): membrane
Molecular function (GO): transmembrane transporter activity
Source: RefSeq, a predicted model, not a curated record